Messenger RNA from Mucor mucedo, 728 nucleotides. RefSeq lists its product as uncharacterized. The record is from RefSeq and is a predicted model, not a curated record. NCBI's taxonomy places the organism in Eukaryota, Fungi, Mucoromycota, Mucoromycetes, Mucorales, Mucoraceae. The transcript has a single exon. Bases 306 to 629 code for a protein of 107 amino acids.
AAAGAGGGGGGGAAAAGAGGAUCCGUCAUCAAUUAGUAUUUAUGAGAUAAUAAAAUAGGACGAUUUUUAUUGCUCCCUAAACCUUUUUUUUUUUCAUCUUUCCCUUCCUCCUUUUUCCGUAAAGUGACCCAGCACAACUAAACACCCAAGUGAGGGUACAUUGAAAAGAGUGAGAGAAAAAGAAAAAAAAAAAAGAGAAACAAACAAAUGAGAAAAAGUCACGUCAUGUUUCAUACAAAGGAUAUAAGCUAUCUUUCUUUUUCUCUCUUUCUCUUUGUUAUCUUCCUUUUUUCAUUAUUAUCAAUAUGUCUCACUCUAAUUCACCACACCAUCAUCCAGCUCAUACAUCUGAGGUGCGCGACCCAAUCAUGGAAGAUGACCAUUUCUCGCUUCGUUAUGGCAACCCUAUUCAAGUGAUUCAUGAUAUUGCUCCACAUAAAAUUGAUACAUUCGAGCCUUCCAAGGAGCAUGUCUCUGGUGCUUUGGCUGAAUCCUUUGGAGAAAGAGAGAAAAAGAAACGUGUCCCAUUAGCGAAAAACAGUUCUAGCUUUCUGCGCGAUGCUACUCUUUACUCGGAAUAUAAGCAUAAUAAGGAUGGUUCUAUCACCGAAAUUGAUCAUGACAAAUAAUAAUAAACGUGUGUUCUUUUAUACUUUUUUCUUUAAGGGAAGAUCUAAUUACGAUGCAUAUUCCUUUCUCUUUUUCUUUUUUUAUUUCUUCUUUCUUUU